AUGUCAGAUGCGCCGCUUCCUCAGACCCAGCCCGUUCGCCGGGCUGUGACCCUUCCUACAAGGCUUAUGCCCCGGAAGCAGCGUAGUUCGGACUCGUUGAAUAACUCUGAAGAUAACCUGUUUUACCAUCCGUCCGCAAAGAUUGUCCAUUUCGCCCCUAGAGCACUUGCGCCGAUUCCUUCCAGCACAGCGCCGUCUGAUUUCGACUACCCGGUUGAUACGAUUGAGACACUGCCAUGGAGAUCUCCAACGGAGCGAACCGUCGCUUUUGCUCCCCUGAGGUUGGAAAAUGUGCACGGCUUGACUGUUUUUCUUAAAUGCGGAAAUGUCGUCCAUGCGAUCCUCAAGAACUCCCAGUGUUGGUGUGUCGACGGCGAGACGACAUUCGUUCUGCGCAUUCGCCCUCUCACUUAUUAUCGCAUCGAACUUUCUAGCGGAACCGAUGAAGACAAGACAUAUGCCGUGGAGUUGAAAUGCGUUUUGCCGAAAGUCCUUCGCUACGAAAUUACACCAUGCCCCUUCAAGAGAGGUUUCACCGUGGAAAUACCGGAGGAGGCAAUGGCCCCGAGAAGGAAGAGAGCCUGGCGUCCAAAGGUUCGGAUCGAAAGUGCCCCUGUGGGAUCAGUCUCUAGCAAGGAAUCGAGCCCUGUGCGGAAGGACGAUGCAAGCGACGUUUCAAGCGUUGUCUCCAGUGUUGGAGAAGACACGGACGCCACGGACGAUAGUUGCUACGUACCCAAAGCCAACAGUACUGUUCUCGAGACUAUUCCUGAUGCCCAAGAGCCUUCUUCGCCAAUUUUUAUUCCCAGAUCUUUGGAUAUUCCAAAGCGCUCUGUGACGGAAACACAACAGAGCUUCCAAAACCUGCUGGCCAGGUUUGAAACCAACCCCGAACCUCAGGUUGACCCUGAGUUGUCAUUCUCUUCAAGUGUCGAAUCUUUUCACUCUAUGGAGCCUCCCUCAUCUCCACCACCCCCAUCAAGCUCUCACUCUAACUCUACAUGCCCUACGUCAAUCGGAGGUGCGGAGCUGGACGAAAGCCCCUUUUGCAACACCAAAAAACAACCAGAAACCUCAACUAAUCAAGACCCUACCCCAUUUGACGGAGAACGACCAUUUGAACUCACUCGCGAUAUCAUUUCACCUGCACCCAAGAGCAGUCUGAGAGCCCUAGUUGAAGAGGAACACCAACGAUCAGUGAGCACGGAGUCUUCCAAUGAAAGACCCAGUGCCCUCUCGAGAACGGAUACCAGUCUAAGUGAUAUGAGCAUUGAGUUUCGCCGUCGGGCUAAAGCAUCAAGAGAGCGAGACGUCUCCCCAAUGCCUCCGGUGUCGACAUUAAGCAUCGCCAAUCCCCCAGAAAAACAGGAUGCUGCUUCAAUCAUUAAACACACCUGCACCAUCGUCCUCGUUCCUCCAGUUCAGCUACUGCUUGUUCUGAUUCACAUCGCCGCGCGCAUUGUCAUUGGGCCUGCUUUGAACACCGCUCUUGGUGAUCUCAAUAAGAGAAUCGAAUAUCAAGUCACGAACCCGCAGGAUGCAGUCGAUGACUUUGAUCUUCCUCUAGCACCACCUCCUGAAUUCUCCAGGAGAGUUUCCGAAUCUAGGGAAACCAGAAAGCCUGAUCCUUUCGACCUCGACUAA
This is a messenger RNA of Aspergillus wentii DTO 134E9, 1644 nucleotides long. RefSeq lists its product as uncharacterized. The record is from RefSeq and is a predicted model, not a curated record. Lineage: Eukaryota; Fungi; Ascomycota; Eurotiomycetes; Eurotiales; Aspergillaceae. The transcript has a single exon. Gene Ontology annotation, biological process: peroxisome inheritance. Gene Ontology annotation, cellular component: extrinsic component of intraperoxisomal membrane. The coding region runs from base 1 to 1644 and encodes 547 amino acids.